GGGACGAGUCAGGUAGUACCAAGAUUGAGGACCUCGAUCCGUGUGCGGUGUUUGAGAGUAUGAACAGUUAGAAGGAAUUCUAAUUAUAAUUCUUGCUCCGCAAACGGAGGGGACAAUGAAAGAAACGACACAACUACCAAGUUGACUCCUUAAUAAUAUCCAAUCAUGGUGACACGCCUUUUGUUGUUGCCUCAAGAAGCUGCACACAAAACUUGCUUUUUCCGAUAACAUCUGUCACCCUUUUGGAUAUUCCAUCUUCUUACAUUAUUUUUAGCAAAUUGCCAGUUUAAGAAAAAACAAAUAUCUUUUCUGUUUUCAUCGUUGCCAACGAUUUUGCAUCUGGUGGGGUUUCAUGGAGGAGGUUUGAUGCCAUCAUUCCUCUCCCAGUAACCACAUAUUCCACCUCCUGGGUUUUGAUUUUGAUCCUUCCGAGGUUGAGGUUGGGGUUGGGGUUGUGGAUUUUCAUGCUUUUUGUUAGAUUGAUAGAUAUAUUCUGACGUGGGUUGUGUAAUUUGGAAGGUGGGUUAAUGCUCAAUGGUUAUCCCUCCAAUCAUUUUUUGAAAGGAAUAGUUGGAAGUUGGUGUCAGAUUCACAGUACCCGCUUCUCAAAUUGAAAUAGAAUAGAAAUUCUACCAGAGACUCGAAGAGUUGUGGACAAAACUACCGGAACCUGUUUUCCAUAUCUCUCGAGAAUCAUGUGGGGCUUUGAAUGUUACAACCAAUUCUUUCGAAUGCGUGAGGAAUUCUGAUUGAGUUGUUGCUGUUGUUGGUUUGGUAGAUGGAAUGAACCUUUGACAGAGAACAAGAUCUGUCCAAAUCAGAAUGCUGGAUUGAUGAUCUCAUGUCGGGGGUGUUUGUCCAAGAGAUAAAUUGGUGCCUUUUGGUGAAGCUGUGAAUAGACCCUGCUUCCGAUUUCCUGAAUAGCUAGUUAAUCGUGUUGUGGUUUUGAUUUGUGAGGGAUAUGAAGUUUCUGAGCCUGGUGGGGAAUUCUUUUGGUUGUUCUGCAUCUGGUGAGCGCUUAGUUUCUGCUGCAAGAGAUGGCGAUGUUCAAGAGGCCAAAGCCUUGUUGGAAUAUAACCCCCGUCUUGCAAGGUAUUCCACUUUUGGUGUUCGCAAUUCCCCUUUGCAUUACUCUGCCGCUCAUGGCCACCAUGAGAUAGUGUAUCUCUUGAUUGAAUCCGGAGUUGAUAUCAAUCUCAGAAAUUAUCGCGGUCAGACUGCAUUGAUGCAAGCUUGUCAACAUGGUCACUGGGAGGUGGUGCAGACCUUGACUAUUUUUAGAGCCAAUAUCCAUAAAGCUGAUUACCUAAAUGGAGGAACUGCCCUUCAUUUGGCUGCUUUGAAUGGCCACACCAGAUGCAUUCGGCUAAUCUUGGCAGACUAUAUACCAAGCACCCCUAACUUCUGGAAUGCGUUACAGACAGGUGAUCAUAAAUCAAUCGCAGAAUUUGAUCACAGUGGUCUUUGCGAGGUAAUUAACAGAACUUCUGAUGGAGGGAUCACUGCUCUGCAUAUGGCAGCAUUGAAUGCGCAUGUUGAAAGUGUACAGUUACUCUUAGACUUGGGAGCUUCUGUGUCUGAGGUUACUGUGGAGGAUGGAACUACCAUUGAUUUAAUUGGUUCCGGAAGUACUCCACUCCAUUAUGCUGCAUGUGGUGGAAAUGCCCAAUGCUGUCAACUGCUGAUUGCCAAGGGUGCCGAUGUGACUGCCAAGAAUGCGAACGGAUGGACACCCUUGAUGGUUGCUCGUUCGUGGCAUAGAAACUGGCUUGAGGACAUCUUAAAAACACCUCCAGAAGAACCCCUACAAGUUCUUCCAUCUCCAUAUUUAUCUCUUCCUCUUAUGAGCAUUGUGAGAAUUGCUAGAGAAUGUGGAUGGAGGACGAAUGAAUUAGCACCAGCAUGCUUAGAUCCAUGCGCUGUUUGCUUGGAAAGGAAAUGUAUGGUCGCUGUCGAAGGUUGUGAUCACGAGUUCUGCACACAAUGUGCUUUAUAUCUUUGUUCUACGAACUCUACUUCAUCAACCACAAGUUCCCCCCCAGGUUCAAUUGCUUGCCCUCUCUGCAGGCACGGUAUAGUCUCAUUUGUGAAGCUUCCAGACGCAAGGCCCCUACAGAAGGAAAUGCAAAGGCCAUCAAAUCUGUCACUGGCAUUUUGCACUUGUUCAAGUGAAGUAUUGGAAGAUUCCACUGACAUGACCACCCCAUUUUGCAAACCAACAUCACGUGGGUCCAAUACUUCUUCCGUUUCAAGAACAUAUCGCUCCAAGAGCUGCCAAGCGAUCCCCUCAUUCAAAAUCAACCCCAGCCUUUGCUUGGGAGCAGAAGUUAGCUCCUCUUUAGUCCCUUGUAGUGUGAGCAGGAACGUGAGGAGCCACUUGGCGAGGUGUUCCAGUUUAAGACGAUCAUCUUCUCAAACAGAAAGAAGGAAAUCAUGGUUUUGUUCCCUCAAUCAAUCUGUUGCCACAGGCAGUGGAUGCUGAUUACAUUUUGGUCUUUUCAUAAAGCUUUUUCUUUGUGUCACACCAACGUAAACAGUAUCCAACGUUAUAUUCAUCAUUUCAAAUAUCAUUCACUGUUCAACAACUAUUUAGCUUGUAUAUACCUUGCCCAUUUGUUCAGCUGGGGCAAGCGUUACUUUUUUGGCAACAUACAUAAAAAAAUUCAACCAGAUUCAUGUUUGAUGCAUGUAAAUGAAACUGAUAUAAGGAAUUUCGUGGCUUAUCAUUA
Vigna umbellata (rice bean) is the source of this 2729-nucleotide messenger RNA. Its product is annotated as E3 ubiquitin-protein ligase XBAT32. The record is from RefSeq and is a predicted model, not a curated record. Lineage: Eukaryota; Viridiplantae; Streptophyta; Magnoliopsida; Fabales; Fabaceae. Gene Ontology annotation, molecular function: protein binding.